This is a messenger RNA of Heterostelium album PN500, 741 nucleotides long. RefSeq lists its product as uncharacterized. The record is from RefSeq and is a predicted model, not a curated record. The coding region runs from base 1 to 741 and encodes 246 amino acids. NCBI's taxonomy places the organism in Eukaryota, Evosea, Eumycetozoa, Acytosteliales, Acytosteliaceae. The transcript is spliced from 2 exons.
AUGAGUAAUGUAAUGUUUAAUUAUGCUUAUAUAACGACAGUUCCAAGUUGGGUAAACGAAGCUAAACCAUCUGUAAAAAUCAGUAAAACAGUUUGGGGAGCUUCAUCUUUUUCAACUUUUGUGUUUUUGGCGAUUGGUAUCUUCGGUAGUUUAUCAUUUGGACAUAUGGCUUCUAAUUCCGAUAUUCUCAGUGUAAUCAAUAAUUCACCAGAGGCCAAUAUCUUUUCAAAGAUUUGUGUCUAUGUUUUCCCAUUUGUUGUGCUUGCCAGUUCGAUUCCAGUAUUCUCGAUUGUAGUACGUUAUAACUUGAUGCAAAACAACUUGAUGCCAAAGAAACUUGCACUGUUCUUCUCUGUCAUUUUGCCGUGGUUGGUAGUAAUCCCAUUCAUGACUGGAAACGGUCUCAAUCUCAUCAGUGAGUGGUCCAGUAUCAUUUUCAGUUCCAUAGCAAACUUUGUCAUUCCACUGGUGAUCUACCUGAAAGCUCUGCGUUUCAGAAAGAAUCGUCGUAGAAUGAACGAAGAGCAAAAGGAAAUCUUGAGAACUCUCAAGGUGGAAACCGUUGAUUUCGAAGAAAAUAUACAUCAACUUGCCAUGGAAGACGACCAAUCGGCAUACAGAGCAGCCAAGAUAUUUACAAUUAGAAUUUGUAAGCGUAUUGCUUUCGCCUCACUGUCUGUGCUGGUCAUCGUCAUUCCAUUGGUCAUUGUCACCAGCAUCAUUUUCAGUGGAGAUUCUUAA